AUGUCAACGCUCGAAGAUACAGCGUCACACAAAAUCCCUACCAGCCAGCUACGAACCACCUCUAAGGCACGUUUUUCACACAUCAAUAUAGACAUCGUUGGUCCUUUCCCAUUAUGCGAGGGACAACGCUACUGUCUAACGAUGAUCGAUCGUUAUACUCGAUGGCCAGAAGCGGCACCAAUGCCAGACAUGUCCGUCGAAUCCGUCGCUAAAGCACUUCUGUCACACUGGAUUGCGCGGUUUGGUGUUCCAGAGCGAAUCACAUCAGACCAGGGAAGGCAGUUUGACUCCGCCGUUUUUGCUGAGCUAAUUACGACUAUUGGCGCAACCCACCUGCGAACAACUCCAUACCACCCGCAAUCAAAUGGCAUUAUCGAGAGGUGGCACAGGAGUUUCAAAGUAGCUAUACUAUGCCACGACCCAACUAGGUGGGUGCAGCACCUACCGACAAUUUUGCUUGGCUUACGCGUCGCAUAUAAGCCCGACAUUAAGGCAUGUCCCGCAUUAUUAGUUUAUGGGUCGACUCUGCGAAUCCCAGGCGAAUUUUUGCAAGGGGCGGAACAAACGAAGGCCACUGAAGAGACCGUAUCGCAAUUUAGGUCAGCAAUGCAGAAGCUGCGACCGACGCAGACAUCGCAUCACACAACCAUAAAAGUCUUUGUGCCACCUGCACUAAAGACAGCAACGCAUGUAUUCGUGCGCAACGAUUCGAUACGCCCAUCGCUAACACGCCCUUACGACGGACCAUACCCCAUCAUCAAGCGAUCGUCUAAGUAUUUUAAUAUUCAAAUGCGAGGGCGUAACACAAACAUCAGUAUUGAUCGGUUGAAGCCAGCGUUUCUAACACACGCCGAUCUCGAAGAUACCACCGUGAUUCCGUCAACAGUAGAGCGGCCACAACAGCAACUGGAGUCGCCACAACAGCAACUGGAAUCGCCACAUCUGUCGCCGGAAGAUAAGCUGCCACAACACCAGCCGCUACCGAUACCGAAACAAAAGUCGCAGCAGCAACAGAAUAGUGCGAUGAAACCUACUCGCAGCGGCAGGCAUGUCACCAUACCUCUCCGGUACCGAUAG
Molecule: messenger RNA, 1077 nt
Organism: Rhagoletis zephyria (snowberry fruit fly)
Lineage: Eukaryota; Metazoa; Arthropoda; Insecta; Diptera; Tephritidae
Biological process (GO): DNA integration
Molecular function (GO): nucleic acid binding
Source: RefSeq, a predicted model, not a curated record